Molecule: messenger RNA, 1056 nt
Organism: Oryza sativa Japonica Group (Japanese rice)
Lineage: Eukaryota; Viridiplantae; Streptophyta; Magnoliopsida; Poales; Poaceae
Source: RefSeq, a predicted model, not a curated record
CGGCCGUAUUUAUCCAACCCGAUCGAUCGAUCGAUCCCCAACCGCACGCACCCGAGCCCCACUGCAAUCCCACCUCCCCAACUCCGCCGCACGCAUCCCCGCACCCGCCACCAUGGCUCGCCGGAGCGGCCUAAUGCUACUACUCCUCGCCGCCGCCGCUGUCGCCUCCGCGGCCGUGCCGCCGUCGUGCGAGCGCAUCGAGUGCCCGUCGUACGAGGUGGUGGACAGCGCCAACGGGUUCGAGAUCCGGCGGUACAGCGACGCCAUGUGGGCUUCCACCGCCCCCAUCGAGGACAUCUCCUUCGUCGCCGCCACCCGCACCGGCUUCCUCCAGUUGUUCAACUACAUCCAGGGGAAGAACGCGUACAACGAGACGAUCGAGAUGACGGCGCCGGUGCUGACGCAGGUGGCGCCGAGCGACGGGCCGUUCUGCGUCUCCUCCUUCGUGGUCAGCUUCUACGUGCCGGCGAAGAACCAGCCGGACCCGCCGCCGGCGGAGGGGCUGCACGUGCAGAGGUGGGCCGGGGCCAGGUACGCCGCUGUGCGCCGCUUCGGCGGCUUCGUGGCCGACUCCGACGUCGGCGAGCAGGCCGCGCUGCUCGACGCCAGCCUGCAGGGGACCAGGUGGGCCGCCGCCGUGUCCGACGGGCGCAGGGCCGACCCGACGUCGUCGUACACGGUGGCGCAGUACAACUCGCCGUUCGAGUUCAGCGGCAGGGUCAACGAGAUAUGGAUGCUCUUCGACGCGAAGGAUGCAUCCGACAUGUAACGCGAUGAGCGCGCGGCAAUUCCAAAUCUUCAAAUGUUCACCGGAGUAGUAGACUCGAUCGCACAGCUAGUGUAAUCUUCAAGCUCCUGGUCGGAAGAAUAAUGGCAUCUUAAAGCCCUAAACUGCUCGAGUGAACUGUUUUUUUGCACUGUAAAGUAUGUAGUUGAGUUGUGACUCGUGCGUAUCGAGAUUAACAACAAUAAAAGUUCUGUUUAGUCAACUAUUUUAACGCAUGAUUUAACGGGGAACAUCAAUAUAUAUACCUUUUCAGCUCUGUUUCGAAGAAA